GGUGCGUUAAUGCAAAAGGAUUCUGUGCUCGAAAAGCCAUUUCAAAAUGAAUGAAAAACGCGCGAUGUGUCUACGAAGCAACAUUACACGCAUUUGCAUAUGGAGCUGUUUGGCACAAUUAUCGGCAGCAGCACCAAGCCAGCAAGAAGAUUUCUUCGAUCAAGCCGCAGCUAGCGCUUUAGGUGUAGCCAUGCAAGUGGCGGAAUUCUUUCAGAAUGGCGCAGCACUGCGCAAGAAUUUAGACUUUCAGCUGCCGGGUGUGGGCAUGCAUUCGAAGACGGAGUUCGGAAUGGGCGAAGCAAUCAUACGACGCAGCGACAGUAGCGAAGAGGAUUCGGAUGAGUAUCGGCGUAAACGAUCGGCCGAUAGCGACGAGUUGUCAGCUGGGCCAAGAACAUCAUUCAUGCAAAUUAUGCGCAAAGUAAAUGCGCCAUGUCAUGCUGGUGGCGGUGCCACGGAUGGUGGGGGCGCAAACGGCGACGGUGAUGAAAUCAUCGACGAAGCACGUCGGCGUAUGGCACGAAUGAGAGCACGCAAGGCGGCAGCCGCCAAGAAAGCAAAAAAGAGUACCAAUUCAAAGACAAAAAGUGGCAGACGUCGUCGUCGCCGACGCCAAACAGAAAUUGACGAUUUGGUGGACGUAGACGAGAGUGAGCGCGCCGAGUUGGAGAACGCAUUUCGGACGCAUAUGCAGCAAUUCACUGAGCAGAUUAAUCGGGUGUAUGAAAAUAUUGCAGCUACAGUGAUGGACUUGAUGAAGCGGAUGGAUGAGAGCUUCAACGCGGAUGAUGAUGGCGAGUAGGGGAAUUUCGUAGGGAAAUGUAACGAUGUAGGAGCAGGAUGGUGGCUAGGAGUAUUGAACAUACCGUAAAUGCAUACAAACGCAUAAAAUUACUUGGUCUCAAAGCUAACUCGCAUAUUAUAUAUUAGUAGGAAAUAUUAUAGUAGGAAAAUGCACAUUUAAAAAUAUUACAAAAACAAACUUAGUAAAAUAUAUAAAUAA
Molecule: messenger RNA, 1003 nt
Organism: Anastrepha ludens (Mexican fruit fly)
Lineage: Eukaryota; Metazoa; Arthropoda; Insecta; Diptera; Tephritidae
Exons: 2
Coding region: 47-802 (251 amino acids)
Source: RefSeq, a predicted model, not a curated record